UUCUUUUUUGAAGGGGCGACCGCCUAACCCUCCCCUCCUUGGUAUGAAUUUUUUAUGUUAUAUAUAUGUGUAACUCAAAGCAACGUGAAAGAGACGUCAUGAAAUGAAACCCUGAAAUUCCAAAAACCAAAUGUUUUAAGAUCUGUUUGGUUCUCGAUGUGGGAUCAUGAAUUUAGAAACUUUCACUGCCCUACAGACCACACCUGCAGUAGGGUUUCAUUAUCAGCAGCAGAUCCGUGUUCAUUCAUGAGGUUGAACUGCACUGACUCUUUACAAAGUCCCAUCGGCUAUGGUCGCUCACUUGAAAAAGCCCUUGCUUUUUCACAUUCAUCGUCCUCUCAACCACCGUUUUCUUCAGUUGGCGCCACUCCUAAUUCUUGCAUUUCUUAUUCCUCCACCCAAGAUGGUUCAGACAAGAGUAACAAAGAUUGUCAGCUCAAGGAGCUAGAAGAUUGGAGUGAAAGCUCUAAGAAAGGGAACAAAUUAGCAAACAAGAAAGGAGAGAAAAAGCACAAAGAAACUCGAUUUGCUUUCAUGACUAAGAGUGAAGUUGAUCUCCUUGAAGAUGGGUACAGAUGGCGUAAAUAUGGACAAAAAGCUGUCAAGAAUAGCCCUUACCCAAGAAGUUAUUACAGGUGCACAACUCAGAAGUGUAGGGUAAAGAAAAGAGUUGAAAGGUCAUUCCAGGAUCCAUCAAUGGUGAUCACAACAUAUGAAGGCCAACAUAAGCACCCGCUUCCCACAACAGUAAAGCGGCCAAUGCUAUUCCCAUCUUUCAUGUUGGGGCCAUCGCCACCACCGCCGAGGAGGCGGCAUGAAUUGUUUACGCGGAUGCCUGGAGACAUGAAUAAUUACCAAGUUGCGGCUGGUGCAGAUUCAUUAAUGUUUGCGGAAAACUUUAGCCCUUUUCUGCAGGUUCCUGACAACGGACUUCUCCAAGACAUGGUUCCUUCUGCAUUCCUUAAGCACGAACCAUAUGAACAAUGAAUCUUUGCUCUCCACUAUACUACCCCUCUCUCUCUAUAUAUAAUAUAAUACUUCUGAUAAUAUCAGCUUAUCUUAACUUCUCUAGAGCCUAAGUGUAAGAGGAUUUCAAUUCAAACUGGUAAUGUUGGCACAUAAUUAAAUUAAUCUUGUACAAAAUAAAUUAUGAAGAGUUAGAAAUGUGAAGAAAUUUGAAGAUGAAGAGUUAGAAAUGUGAAGAGAUUUGAAGAUGAAGAGUUACACACAUGCAUGAAUAGUCACAACUCCUAUUGCAUUUAAGUGAUGUAGAUGAAUAGUCACAACUCCUAUAGCAUUUAAGUGAUGUAGAUGAAUAGUCACUUACAACUCCUAUAUAAAGAGUUGUAUGUGAUGAAGCAUAAGUAGAGUAUGAAAUAAAAAGAAAAGUUUGUUAGA
Messenger RNA from Gossypium raimondii (Peruvian cotton), 1398 nucleotides. Its product is annotated as WRKY transcription factor 71. The record is from RefSeq and is a predicted model, not a curated record. Lineage: Eukaryota; Viridiplantae; Streptophyta; Magnoliopsida; Malvales; Malvaceae. Gene Ontology annotation, biological process: regulation of DNA-templated transcription. The transcript has 3 exons. The coding region runs from base 157 to 987 and encodes 276 amino acids. Gene Ontology annotation, molecular function: DNA-binding transcription factor activity; sequence-specific DNA binding.